ACGUCACCCGUUAACUGUAGCGAGGUCGGCUCCUGUAAAUAAUAAAUCUCACAUAUGCAGCCGUACACCGCCUUAUUCUUACGUGUUUUUGAAACGCCAAAACUAUUUCUUUAAAUGUUAUUUGUGCACUUUAGUGAGGAGCAGUGGCCUGCCUGCCAGCUGGCUCCUAAACAGUUGGCUAGGCGACUUUAGCCUGAUAUUUAGCUAGUCCGGACGCUACCAUUACCUAGCUAUUGAGCUAAUCAGAGGUUAUUACAGGAAUAUACAUCGUCUAUUGGCGUCCCUGUGUACUAAGGAUGGAAGUAUGAAAUGACAGCCUUUUUUGGCCAAUAGGUGACUCGACACACAUAAAAGGCCCCCCGGUCAAGCUCGCCUUGGCACUGGUCCUGCUGCUUACCAUGCAGCCAUGAGCUCUGCCCUGUGGAACCAGGAUAGGUCUGGUGGGGGCUUCAGGGAAGACUGGCGCUUCUACAUGGUCAUAAAAGAAUGUACUGUGGAGAAGCCUGCACAGAAGACCCUGAGGAUCCCCCGUGGUAGCCUGGGCCAGGCCUGUCAGGAGCGUAACAGCCUGGGACGAACUCUCCCUCCAUGCAAGGGCAAGAAAAGCCUCCGCAUCCUGGACCAGACCAACGUGGUCCUCAGCCUGGAUGAGCGGGAUGUGUUGGAGCUGGAGGAGAAGCUGGCUGAGCUGCUGUUCCCCAUUACCAACUGCGAGGAGCGGUACGCCCUGCUGUGCGACGAGUCGCGCCUGCAGCGGGUACGUGACAUCGAUUGUGGUUCCAAGGUGCGUGUCCAGCUGCGGUCAGGGGAUGAGCCUCUGCCAGGGGUGGUUCGCUUCAAAGGCUCACUGCUGCCAGACAGAGCCCUGUCGGGAAUCUGGUUUGGAGUGGAACUACUGGAGGAGGGUCGAGGCCAGGGCUUCACGGAGGGCUCCUACCAGGGUCGCCAGCUUUUUCGCUGCGAGGAAGAGUGCGGCGUGUUUGUGGCUCUGGACAAGCUUGAACUCUGGGAGGACGAUGACGAUGAAACAGUGGGGGAGCUGGAGGUGGAUCACCUCAGCCUGGUGGAAGACGAUCAGGACUUUCCUCCUCUGGAGAUUAACUCCAGGGUUGUGGUGCAGACCAGAGAGGGACCAGAGAGGGGCACCAUCAUUUUUUGUGGCCUGCUACCCAGCAAUGAGAGCUUAGGAUACUAUGUAGGAGUUGACAUGGAUAAUCCUAUCGGGGACUGGGAUGGUAUGUUUCACGGGAAGCUGUUGUGUAACUUUGCCAGUUUGGAACACACUCGACUUGUCCCCAUCUGUGACGUAAUGCCAGAAUAUUCCAUGCAGGACCAAAGGCUGCCGAGGCACAGUUUUGCCCUCGGAGGCACCAACAGUGACAAGUCAUCCUCUGGCCCCAACAAACCAAAUAAAAAAGGAUUAAGUCAUCAAACUGGAAGUAGAAGCAAGUCUGAAUUUUACUAUACUUUAAAUGGCAGCUCUCUUGACCCGCCAUCCCAGUCCAAAUCCAAAAGCACAUGGUACAUUGAUGAAGUUGGAGAGGACCCUGCCAAGUCACUCACCGAGACCCCCCCUGACUUCAACCAGUCCUCCCCGCCCCCCAGAGCCCCACUUUCCUCUUCACUCUCCACCGAUAACAAGUUCCACUCGCUGCCCUUCAGCCUGAACCGCAAGCCGGGGCCCGCCGACAGCAUAAGCCCCGGUCCGCUCUCCCUCUCUGUCCAGUCAGUGAUGGGAGAGCAGCCCGAACCCCCGACAGCUCCGGCCGCCCCGCCUUCUCCACGGCCUUCAACGCCUCCUCGAGGACAGCCCGGUCUGGAGGUGGGCUCUCUGGUGGAGGUGAAGGAGAACCCCCCUCUGUGUGGCGUGAUCCGCUGGGUGGGUCUGCCCCCUGGUCUGCUGGAGCCCUUGGCGGGGCUGGAACUGGAAGAAGAGUGCCCCGGCUGCACUGACGGCACCUUCAAAGGUACCCGGUAUUUCACCUGCCCCCCUAAGAAAGCUCUGUUUGUCAAGCUCAAGUGCUGUCGGCCCGACUCCCGCUUCCCGUCCCUGCACCACUCCCCCAACCCCAUAGAGCGAUGCAACUCAAUCGCAUUUGGAGGUUACCUGAGCGAGGUCGUUCACGAGAACACGCCUCCACGCACAGAAAACGAUGGCCUGGAUGUAAUGGUGGGGAAAAAGAAGGGCAUCCAGGGUCAUUACAACUCCUGCUACCUAGAUUCGACCCUCUUCUGUCUCUUCUCCUUCAGUUCGGUUUUGGACACGGUUCUACUGAGGCCACAAUCAAAGACUGAUGUGGAGUAUUACAGGGAGACCCAGGAGCUGCUACGCACUGAGAUAGUGAACCCCCUACGCAUACACGGUUAUGUUUGUGCCACAAAAGUGAUGAAGCUGAGGAGGAUUCUAGAAAAAGUGGAGGCAGCUUCUGGAUUUACCUCUGAAGAAAAAGAUCCUGAAGAGUUCCUUAACAUUCUUUUCCACCACAUAUUAAGAGUGGAUCCACUGCUUAAGCUAAGAUCAGCAGGCCAGAAGGUCCAGGACUGUUACUUUUACCAGAUCUUCAUGGACAAGAAGGACAAGGUUGGAGUUCCAACCAUCCAGCAGCUUCUAGAAUGGUCCUUCAUCAACAGCGAUCUCAAGUUUGCAGAGGCUCCCUCCUGCCUUAUCAUCCAGAUGCCCCGCUUUGGCAAGGACUUCAAAAUGUUCAACAAGAUUUUUCCUUCCUUAGAGUUGGACAUCACGGAUCUCCUUGAAGACACUCCCAGGGAAUGUCGUAUCUGUGGAGGCCUGGCGUUCUACGAGUGCAGAGACUGUUAUGAAGAUGGGGACAUCACUGCUGGCAAGAUUAAGCAGUUCUGUGAAAAGUGUAAUACACAGGUUCACCUCCACCCAAAGAGGAAAGCCCAUCGACACGGCAAACUGUCCGUCCCCAAGGAGCUGCAAGAGGGCAUGGGGCGUCAGGGCGGCUUUCCCCGCCAGAGGAUGGAGCUGUUCGCUGUGCUAUGCAUCGAGACCAGUCACUACGUGGCCUUCGUCAAGUACGGCAACGCAGACUCCGCCUGGCUCUUCUUCGACAGUAUGGCCGACCGUGACGGGGGGCAGAAUGGUUUCAACAUCCCGCAGGUGUCUCCCUGCCCCGAGGUGGAGACGUACCUGAAAAUGACUCCGGAAGAACUGCACACUCUCGACCCCAAGAGCAUCCAGGGGCAGGCGCGCCGCCUGCUCUGCGACGCCUACAUGUGCAUGUACCAGAGUCCAACCAUGAGCCUGUACAAGUAACACUCUGCUCCCUCCACCUUUUUACCCAUCAUCCCCCUCGCCACUCAGCCUCCAUCUCCUCCCCCAGGCCAGGAGAUUCAGAGAGACCAAAAAAAGAGCGAAAACUAAUAGAAGAAGAGCCGCCUGCUAUCGGGGUGGGGGCCACGGUCCACGAAAAAAAACCCUCCUAACCUCACCUCUCCUCCAUGCCUUCUCGUUUUUGAAGGCUGGGAAGAUGGAAAAGAGCGGGAGACGCCUAUUUGCACUGUGCAUUAGUUGAAGUGUUGUUUCUCUUCAUGUAGUCCUAUGUAGCUUUCUGGUGGAAGCUGAGCAUCGCCGGGUGUUAACAAAACAAAAGGGGGAUCGGCAUUAUGAGGAUUCACUCCCUGUGUGGGGAGGCAGGAGACGUGCAUCAUGGGAGGACCUCGCUCACCUCAUUUACCUUAAGAGAAAAAGGGAGACCUGUUAUUCUUAAUCACUCUUCAUCGACGGGAGUUUCACAUUAAGGAAGCGACAUCGUGUGCAAACCUCCACGUGUUUGUGCUGUUAAUCUGUAAAAUUCUCUUUAAGUAGCAUAGAUAUCUCCGGACCGUAACAUCAACAAUGUAGAUGUCAACUAGCUGUGCAGUCGCAUUUCUUCUACGUCUUCAUCACGCUGCGUAAACGUCCUUACAGUGUGUGUUUUGCAGAACGAGGUGUGGCCAUUGUAAAAGUCUCACAUCAGCGUUUUUACUCCCUCACCUGUAAGUGUCCAUCUCAGUCAUGUCUGCCCCUCCCCUCCUGGACGGCUAGAUAAAAAAGCAUGACGAGAGACUUGUACAAUGGCUUCUGCAGUCAACGCUGGAGCGCUCCGUGCAUUCAUAGGGUCAAUGAGGUGAAAAACUGCAAAAGCCGUGUUUCUUUAAAGAGUGUGAGGAAAUGCAGUGUCGUGCUCAUUCUGUUAAUGAGAAAAUCUAAAUUAUGUUUUUCUGUUUACAAAGCCGUUUUUUUUUUCUUUUUUUUUUCUUUCUGCCUGUCCUGGCAGGACUGAUUUCCAACAGAAGCAAGUAUCGACCCUCCGCUGCCUUUUAUCAAAGCGUGACAGUUUUUACAGCUUGGCGUCCGACAGCAAAACAGAUCAAAUAUUAUUUAUUACGCUCUCAUCAUGUCACCGAUUAUACCAGUUCAAUAAUAGUGACAAAAACAGGGUCAGUGAUACUGCUACGUUUGGGUAUAUCUUGUCCUUCACUGUAUAUUUAAGUGAGUAUUAAACUUUAUGUUGUCCUACAACAACUACUGAAUGUUCCUGGAGACACAAUGAAGAGGCACAAGGGGGGAGACCUUUGGGCAUCAAAUAUAUAUUUACAAAUACAUGUGUAUUUAAAGAGGUUUUAUAGAAAAAAACGGAAAUUUUGAUUCCAGUUUGCCACAGUAAGAAAUUGAUCGGACGAAAUUGUAUUUAUAUACGCAAACACUUGAAGACUUGAGCAGAGCGGUGAAGGCGAUUUCUAAACGACUGAAGGGUUUGGGCCGCUCGGCUCCACAGCUGCAGAACUUUUCCAGUGCCGCUGACCGGAGCACGAGUCCCCCAACGCAGAAGAGACUUGGUUUAUGUUUUUUCUGUUGCAUCUGUACAGUGUAGAUGUAUAUGUAACGAAUGGAACAUUAAUGUCAGUGAUGUUCUUGUAAAUGUUAACAAAAUAAAGUUUGUUUUGAAGGGUGCACUUUA
Molecule: messenger RNA, 4967 nt
Organism: Oryzias melastigma (Indian medaka)
Lineage: Eukaryota; Metazoa; Chordata; Actinopteri; Beloniformes; Adrianichthyidae
Gene: cyld
Product: cylindromatosis (turban tumor syndrome), a
Exons: 17
Coding region: 407-3280 (957 amino acids)
Biological process (GO): regulation of mitotic cell cycle; regulation of intrinsic apoptotic signaling pathway; protein K63-linked deubiquitination
Cellular component (GO): cytosol
Molecular function (GO): K63-linked deubiquitinase activity; cysteine-type deubiquitinase activity
Source: RefSeq, a predicted model, not a curated record